Messenger RNA from Nothoprocta perdicaria, 982 nucleotides. RefSeq names its product serine rich and transmembrane domain containing 2 (gene SERTM2). The coding region runs from base 426 to 704 and encodes 92 amino acids. The transcript has a single exon. NCBI's taxonomy places the organism in Eukaryota, Metazoa, Chordata, Aves, Tinamiformes, Tinamidae. Gene Ontology annotation, cellular component: intracellular membrane-bounded organelle. The record is from RefSeq and is a predicted model, not a curated record.
AAGCCGGCAGAAAUCUCACUGAUUCUGUUUGGAAAAAAAGCAACUCUUACAAAGAGCAAAGCUGUGCAAGCCUUUGCAGUUCAGUUUGAGAGAAAGCCCGAAGUGUAUCACCUACCAAAAGGGGUGUCCUCCCAGAAGGAUCACUGCACUUUCAGGACAAAAUAAAAGCCUAAUGUUGGAGUAAAACACAAGUCUAAUGUUUGCUGUCAUUAUAGCAGCAAUUGAAUAAUGAUCUUAAAGGCCUGUCUCAUGCAAUGUGCGCAUGUGUCUCAUCCAGCAGUUCUGGGGCCAGGAGGAAGAAGCGUUUCCUGCUGAAUUCUGCAGUCAGGCCUGUCUCCUCUCUUGCCCUGCUUUGUGAGUCUGGUGAGGGAAGACAGAGAUAUUGAUGGUAAAUAGGGAAAAUGGACGAAAGCUGACAGAGAGCAAUGACUGAGAUUUAUUUUAAAUUCAGUGGAAACCUGACUGGCCGUGUCCAUCUCCCAACUCUGGCUACAGAAGUAGACACAACAGCAGAUAAAUAUUCCAGCCUGUACGUGUACGUGGGGUUGUUCUUAACACUGCUGUCCAUUCUUCUCCUCUUGCUUUUCACCAUGCUGCUGCGCCUCAAGCACGUGAUUUCCCCAAUCAGCACAUCUCCAGAGAGCACCGAGAAUGCCCAGCAGUUCACGGAYGUGGAAAUGAACAGCAGGAUUCCCAGCACUUAGAGGCCUCGGAGUAAAGAGAGUUCUGGCCUUGUGAAGCAUGUAUUGUUCAGCAAAAUGGGGCUGGAAAAGAUCUUUCCUGGCUUGCUGAGACCUACAACUUAUUGCACCACUGUCAACAGCAGCACAGAGUGUCUGGAGAYUGUCAGGCAACUGAGACACUGGCUGACUGGGACGCAGCAGCUGUUGACACUACAGGCAACAUGUGUGCAACACCCUCAAUAAAAAUUAUAUUGUGGCAACCCACUGCUGUCAGGGAAGACUCAUAUCCCUCUAAAAGC